Pocillopora verrucosa is the source of this 960-nucleotide messenger RNA. RefSeq lists its product as uncharacterized. NCBI's taxonomy places the organism in Eukaryota, Metazoa, Cnidaria, Anthozoa, Scleractinia, Pocilloporidae. The record is from RefSeq and is a predicted model, not a curated record.
AUAACUCAGUCAUUGUUGUGUAAAGCACGCCGUUCACUUAACGCAUUAGCGGGAUUUUACGGUGUCAGCUAGGCAUCUAGGGGCUAAAAAGCACUUUGAAAAUCCGGGUUUCGCCAUAGCUUUGUAAACAGCGAGGGAUGGCGUCGCAGUUUUCGUUUUCGGAGGAAGGUUUGACUGUCAAUAGCGGCCGGGAACACAUUUUCGCUAGUAACUGUUUGAAAAGGAAACUCGAAGCAAACGGUUGUAAUGGAUUUUCUUCAGUGGGAGACCAUGAGUCAGUUGAGCAGGAAUAUAAUCUCAACAGUGAGAAAAGACAGCGGUUUUCAGCCAACAGCAACGGCCAUACGGAGUGUCUCGCGAGCGUCAACAAUGACGAAAAUAGUAAUUGCCAGAGUUUUACUCACAAUAGGAACAUCAUGGGAAAUGAUUCUCUGCUUCAUAAUAAUGUAGAGUGUGACGCAUCGAUCGGAUGGGAAGAAGUUAAAAUGGACUGUGUAAACGAAACAGUUGCUCAAAAUCGAUCUGCUUGCUGGGAAGAACAUGUCACUUCCGCCUGCCCGCCAAAUUUGAACAACAACGUUGCUGUUGGAGAUGUUUCCGUUGAAAUAAGUGGCCGAGAGAGUUCCCCAACGAAAGGAUCACCGGCAAGGGAAUUUCUACAGACACACAGGCCAGAGCACCUAAUGUAUUGCAUCCCAUCCUACUGUCACCCAGGGGGAUUAUGGGAUGUUAUGCUGGAGGUAUAUCAUGGGCUGUAAAUCUAAAUAGAUUUCUACAGCCAUUUUGAUUGGAAAAUUGUAAGAUGAUACAUGGACGCAACAUAGAAGAGAAAAACAAAUCAUACAUUAAAAAUUUUAUAAACUUAAAGCUUUGCAUGUCAUAUACAUUUAAAUUACUAUUGUGGCAGGUACUAUGUCAUAUUAAAAGCUUUGGAGAUUAUUGUACAAUGUGUUUCAACAG